AUGAGCUCCCUUUCAUCGGAAGGAAAAGCCCUAUUGGACGACAAGAUUGCCCGAGCAUGCCAUGAAAGCAAAAUUCCAAGCGUAGUCUUCGGGGUUUCAAGUAUGACUGAAGAACUAUACUUCGGGGCAGCUGGCCUGCGGGACUUGGGCAAACCUUCAAGCGGUAACGUGGAUGAAUCAAGCGUAUUAUGGGUUUGCAGCAUGACCAAAUUGGUUACUACCAUCGCAAUCCUUCAACUUGUUGAACAAAAAAGAAUAUCUCUCGACGCUGUCGUUUCAGAAAUCAUUCCCGAGUUGAAGGAUCCCGUGGUCCUGAACGAUCCUUUUGCAGAAGAACCAACGUUCAAACCUGCAAAAACUAAGAUCACGCUUGCGCACCUUCUAAAUCAUUCCAGUGGCUUAUUCGUCAGGGAGAAGCAUGACCCUCCCUACGCUCUGCCAACAUUGUUGACCGGCGACUACGGGCCAACGGAUCCGGUUGGCUUGUUCUAUGCCCGCAAUAGGGAGAAAUUUCCCGCAAUUCCUUUGAAGUUCGAGCCUGGAUCGGAUUUUUCGUAUGGGCAAAGUACUUGUACAAUCGGUUUCAUCAUCGAAAAAAUUUCGGGGCAGUCCCUUGAGGAAUACUGCCAAAUGCACAUAUUCAAACCGCUGGGUAUCAGAGCUACCUUCUAUCUGACCCCGGACUAUAAGGCAAGAUCGGUUGCCUUUUCUUUUCGAGAACCUAGCGGAGAGUUUGUUUCCUGGGCAAGUCAAGUACCAGUCAUUGAACAGGAUCCCAAGAAAGUUCACCUGAUUCUUGGUGGUCUGGGGAUGUACACGUCUCUUCAGGACUAUCUCUCUCUUUGCCGUCACUUACUUCAAAUACGAGCUGGUUUCGCUGAAAACCCCAUUCUAUCUGUGGAUUCUGUCCUGUCACUCUUCAAAUCGACAUUGAAUGAGACUGCCGCACGUUCUGUUGAAAAGUUCACACCAGGUUGGAAGGACUGUCAAUGGAGCACUGGUCUAUGCCUAAACAAUACUGAUUGGCCUGGCCGGCGUCGAAAAGGCUCUGCUUUUUGGUACGGAUGGGGGGGAACGUAUUUUUUUAUUGACCCAACAACGGGCAUCUCAGCCAUGUUGGGAACACAGAUAGUUCCCACUUGCGACGCCGACGUUUUGCGUCUCUGGGAGCAACUCGAAGAGAUAGUUUACAGCCAUCUUGUCGUUGAUAAUUAG
Laccaria bicolor S238N-H82 is the source of this 1215-nucleotide messenger RNA. RefSeq lists its product as uncharacterized. The record is from RefSeq and is a predicted model, not a curated record. Lineage: Eukaryota; Fungi; Basidiomycota; Agaricomycetes; Agaricales; Hydnangiaceae. The transcript has 9 exons. The coding region runs from base 1 to 1215 and encodes 404 amino acids.